Molecule: messenger RNA, 2292 nt
Organism: Cololabis saira (Pacific saury)
Lineage: Eukaryota; Metazoa; Chordata; Actinopteri; Beloniformes; Belonidae
Gene: pex11g
Product: peroxisomal biogenesis factor 11 gamma
Exons: 5
Coding region: 134-883 (249 amino acids)
Biological process (GO): peroxisome fission
Cellular component (GO): peroxisomal membrane
Source: RefSeq, a predicted model, not a curated record
AGUCCAACUGUGGACGUUUGCUGCAGCAACUAAAGAGCCGAAACAGGACAUGUGUUGGCCAACCUUUACAAAGUGGUGUCUGUUUAGUGAGCGAAUGCAACUUUCCUUGAGAAAGUGUGAAUGAUCGUCAGACAUGCAGCAGUCUAUGGAGUCUCUGGUCCGCGUGCUGGAGUCUUACAGAGGAAGAGAUAAAAUUAUCAGGACAGUCUGUUAUGGCUCUCAGCUGGUCGGAGGACUCCUUACCCGAAACACAAAUAAAGACAUUUCCUCUCAGCAGUUCGGGAGAAGACUCCUGCUGUUCUCUGCUCAGCUAAGCCACUGCCGGACGGUGCUGAGGCUGUUUGACGAUCUCUCCAUGCUGGCCUACUCCCAAAGCUAUGGCCUUGGAGCUACGGUGAUCCAUGCAACGCUCUACUCAAAUGAAGAGGAUGCAUGUGUUCGCUGGAUAUCAAUCUUUACCAACGUGGCAGACCAGCUUUACUACCCCUGUGAACACAUUGCCUGGGCUGCCGAUGCUGAACUCAUUAAAGUGAAGUCGGACAAGUGGUGGUUGUUCAGCACAGUGCUGUGGGGAACCUCGCUGCUGCUGGGGAUCAUGAGGUCACUUCGAGUUUUAAUGCUGCUGAAAAAGAAAUUGAAGAAACAUGAGAGAGAUGGAGGGGGCAGAAGAAACUCUCACCUCCAGAGGAAGAUGCAAGAGCAGCGGCUGUCUGUCCUCAGCAGCAUGGCUGACCUUAGUAACGCUAUUCACUGGAUGCCGCCUGGCUUCCUGUGGGCAGGACGAUUCCCCAGCUGGCUGGUGGGGCUGCUGGGCACUACCUCCUCUUUGAUCGGCUUGACCCUGAUGAGCACCAGCGACAGUGAGCAGUCAGACAGUACAUAGCCGUCAUCACAGCAAGGAAGAGACGUCACGCUUUGAUCAGCAAGGAAUGGAAAUCACAUCUUCAUGGACAGAAAUCAUAACAGAUCUUUGAUUUGAGGGCAUUGUUUUUUUGGAGUAAAAAUACAAAAAUAAGAUCAACAGUCUUUCAAGCAAAAUGUAACAUUUUACAAUGACAUGAUCAUUGCAUGCAAAAUGUAUGGCUUGUUUAAUAAUUUUGUCAGGAGAUAUUAUUUUUAUGUAAUUGAUGAACAUGCUACAGCAGAAACAUGACAAUGGGUUAAGGUUUUAUCCAUUGAUUGUUAAACAAUUGUUAUGUCAGCUAUUACUUUUAAAUACCUGACUUGUUCCUUGUGUGUUAUCAUCACAUGCAAAUCAAAGUAUUUUUUGGGCCUUUUUUAAUCAUCUUGAUGUUUUCAGAAAUCAGGACUCAGGUCCUACAUGAGACAAUGAGACUGUUUUGUAGUGCAAGUGAGGUUAGUACAAAUUAAUUUCAAGACUGCAAGUCACAGAAUAGCUCUUGUAAAAGACACUAGGUUUAACAAAAAGCCCAAGGGUUUGUUCUGUCAGCCCAGUAGCUCAUUAGCUCCUACAGCAAUAGCACUAGGAUUUUAUUGUGCCACUGUGGGAUGUUGAGUAAUGUGUUGCCUUAAACUGAGGUAAUCUAGCCAGUCGCUCUCCGGAGAGCCCAAGUUCAAAUUAAAAAUUCAAUGUUUAUGGGCAUGUUUGAGUCAGUGCUAGACAGAGGAUCAGAUAUGUGGGGUCUUUCUACGAGAAACAAACAAAGUACUUGUUGUUGAAAAGGUAUUAGAAGCAACUCAGGGUUCGUUUUUGCGAAAGCUUAAUCUAAAAUUAAACACAGCAGCUGAUUUUAGUGUUUCAAGCAUUUUCCCAAUAGGUUUAAUCAGCUGCAGAAAUAGAAGUAUUACAUGAUAUAACCACUGCAAUAGAAGUAGCAUAAAAAAGUGUUAUUAAAGAAAGAUGGUCACUGAUUAAAAUUUGUAUGGAUACAGUCUGUUUUUUUGUAAAAUUGAAUAAGCAUUACCAGAAAUGUAUAAUAAUUUUCAUUUACUUUUGAUCAUUUGAAAAACCAGACUGUUUUUAGAACACUGAUCAAUUGGUGUUCUUUUGAAAAAUGAACAAAUGUAGGCUACUUCUUUCCUGCUGGUUUAAAGAUAGAAUUGUAUUGAAUCAAAAUGUAAUUAAUAUUUAUUUACUGUACAUCACUUUAUUUCUCCUUCGUUUGUUUUUCUUUUUUUAAAGCUUUUUAAUUGUUUAAUGAAAAAUAAUCUGCUUUUAAUGUUAAUUGUGUCACAUGUAAAAUAAACGACCGAUAUAUAUUUUUUCUCUCUUCGAUCCAACAAUUGGUAUUUGAUUAAAUUGGACUUGAAGGUUCAAUACUUUCAACUGUU